AUCUGUUGCAAGCAGUGGGAGGGAGGAGAGCUCUUCUUCCCUGUGGGUUCCAGCAGACUGCCGGCUGGGGCUCAGAGGACCAGCCUCCCUGCUGACUCCUGAGCCCAGUCCUUCCUGGCCGUCACUUUCCUCCUACCCUAUGGCGGCUCUCACGGACCUCUCCUUUAUGUAUCGCUGGUUCAAGAACUGCAAUCUGGUCCGCAACCUCUCAGAGAAGUACGUCUUCAUCACAGGCUGUGACUCGGGCUUCGGGAACCUGCUGGCCAGAAAGCUGGUUGAUCGGGGCAUGCGGGUGCUGGCUGCUUGCUUCACUGAGGAGGGGGCCCAGAAACUUCAGCAGGAUACGUCCUAUCGGCUUCAGACCACCCUACUGGAUGUCACCAAGACUGAGAGCAUCCAGGCGGCAGCCCAGUGGGUGAGGGACCAAGUGGGCGAGCAAGGCCUCUGGGCCCUGGUGAACAAUGCUGGUGUGGGCCUGCCCAGUGGGCCCAAUGAAUGGAUGACCAAGGAGGACUUUGUGAAGGUGAUCAAUGUGAACCUGGUAGGACUGAUCGAAGUGACCCUUCACAUGCUGCCCAUGGUCAAGAGAGCCCGGGGAAGGGUCGUCAACAUGUCCAGCUGUGGUGGUCGUGUCGCUGUCAUUGGUGGUGGCUACUGCGUCUCCAAGUUUGGCGUUGAGGCCUUCUCUGACAGCAUCAGGCGUGAGCUCCACUACUUUGGAGUGAAGGUCAGCAUCAUUGAGCCCGGGAACUACAGGACAUCCAUUCUGGGCAAGGAGGGCCUGGAGCCGCGCUUGCGCAAAGUGUGGGAGCGGCUGCCCCAGGAGACCCGGGAGAGCUACGGGGAGGAGUACUUCCGCAUCUAUACUGAGAAGUUAACGCACAUGAUGAGGCUGGCAGAGCCGAGAAUCAACGAUGUCACCAACAGCAUGGAGCAUGCCGUUGUUUCCCGGAGUCCCCGCAUCCGCUACAACCCUGGCCUGGAUGCCAAACUCCUCUACAUCCCCCUGGCUAAGUUGCCCACCCCUGUAACAGAUUUCAUCCUGAGCCGGUACCUUCCAAGGCCAGCGGACAGUGUCUGAGCUGGGGAGGCUCAAGGGGCGGUCGGUGGAGUGUAGCGGAGGGGGUGAGAGAAAGGACUGUGGGGUCAGAAGAGGUGGUAUCAGACAUCCUGAGGGUACUGGCUGCAAAAGACGCUUUGCUCGGCUGCCACUCACUGCUGGAGAAGCUACUGGUAACUUCUAACAGAAGGUGAGUGGCUCUUCCCACCCGCCGGGGCCCCACAGAAAUCUGAGGUGGCCUUCGCGGGUUCGGAGACCUGCAGUGUGGCCCCAAGGACAUCCAUCACCCAGUCAGGAUAUGGCUUUUUGGGGCCUGGAAAGUCAAGGAGAGGGAAACCAUCUCCUGCUGAAUCAUGAGCCCCUCUCCGUUGUCACUGCCACUGGCAAACACAGUGACAUAAUCUGGCCCCCAGGGGAAUCUCCACCGCUCCACCGCCUUCCUGUGAGUCUCUCAAGGUGCACUCACCCAUUAUGGAGUAGGCCAGACGUGGGGGGGGGGGGGUCAAGGUUUUAUCAGACAAAAGUUUAAAAUAUUUUCUCUCUCUUUAGAUUUCUCUAUCCAUAGGUGAUUGGGAUCCACAUGAAAUAACAUCCAUUUAUUUAAUCACCAUUGAUUAAUUCUUCAAAAAAUGAUUGAAUGCCUACCACCUACCAGCACUGUGUAGGUGCUAGGGGGAUAUAAAGAUGAUUAAACCAUGGUCUUGUUUUUUUUCAGUUGUUUAUUUUGUGUUUGGUUUUGUUUUAGCACCAUAUCUAGUAGCAGAGAGGACAAACAGUGAUAGAAGGAACAAAAAUCAAAAAACAGUUUUAAAACUGUGAGGGACCCUGGAGAUCAUCAUCCCAGUAGCUCCCAAACUUGGCUAUACAUCAUAAUCACCCAGUUAAUUAAAAAUGCAGAUUCCUGACCCAAUGUUAGAAUAUCUGAUUCAGUAGGCCUGGGACAGGGCCCAGAAAUAUGUAUUUAUAAAAAGGCCCUAGAUGAUUCUGAUGCACUGGAGCACUUCGGAGCCAAUGAUAGUUCCAUAGAAGAAGUAAUUCAUGCUCAGAGGGGAAAGUGACCUACCAAGGCCACUCAACUUCGUGACCAAGACAGGAACAGAACUCAGGUAUUCGGACUCCCAGAUAAGGGUUCUUUUUAGUUAUAGGAAAAUCAAUUUCUGAAAUUAGUAACAUAGCCAAAUAAGUCAUGGAACUAAAUUUUUUUAAAAGCCUUAAACUUCUGGGUCAUGUGAAGUUCUGUGAAAAGACUUUUCUGAUCUUGAUGUAUGGUCAUGUAAUGAAAGUCAAAUGUGAAUUUCUUUUAUUAAAUGUCUUUAACUUGUGUUUCUUCAA
Lemur catta (Ring-tailed lemur) is the source of this 2392-nucleotide messenger RNA. RefSeq names its product short chain dehydrogenase/reductase family 9C member 7 (gene SDR9C7). NCBI's taxonomy places the organism in Eukaryota, Metazoa, Chordata, Mammalia, Primates, Lemuridae. The coding region runs from base 140 to 1081 and encodes 313 amino acids. Gene Ontology annotation, molecular function: oxidoreductase activity. The record is from RefSeq and is a predicted model, not a curated record. The transcript is spliced from 4 exons.